CCACUGGUGCAGAAUUAUUACAAUUUUGUCCAGCCUCGUUCAUUACGAUCGUCACCUAGCUGCACCCGGCGAAGCCUACACGUUCUGCCCACUCGUUCAACGAGGUGCUGCUUCUCCCUGCGCGCCAGCGGCUUGCUAUGAAGUCAAGCACGCGUACUUCAUCGGCUUGUAGACGUGGAACUGCUAUGGGCCGACAGCUGUCGCAACCUGGCCUUUGGGGCGCCCGACACGCCCCUGCUUCGGGGUGCCAUCAGGCCCGCGGCCGUUUCUACCACGGCGUCAGCCACGGCAUUGCAUGUGCAGGCCGCUAUAGCUCGGAGACUGAGAUGCUUUUGGCGGCGCGCACGGCUUCGGAACAGAAGCACCGGCCGGACUCCAUUCGGCUGGCAGGCGUCACGUUUGAUGGGCGCCAGGAGCUAGUUCGCGCCCUGCAGCCCGACCAGAUGCUGCUGCUAGAGCGGGAGCCAUGGAACCCGCACGACGCAGCGGCUGUGCGGGUGGCUGACCUGCGCGGCCGCACACUGGGCUAUGUGCCGCGCAAGGACGGCCAGAACAGCCGCUACGGCCGCACAGAGCACGGCUUCGCCAUCACGGCGUCAACGGGGCCGGUGGCCGAGCCGGGGUCAUCUAACUACGGCGCAUAUGUCCUUGCUCGGCCUGACCUGGCCAGCCUGACGCUGGAGCCGCUGCUGCCGCCCGCCGCCAGCGAAGCCGCACGCCUGUCAGACCUGCCCGCCGCGCUGGGGCCGCGCCUGCCUGCGCUGCGUGCCGCCAGCCUGGCCGCAGCCAAUUACAAGUGCGAGGUCACAGGGGCGGCGCAAGAGCAGCUGCCGCUGACGCUGGUGCCCCUGUGGCGGUUCAACAGCGCAGCACGUAGCGUGCAGCUGAUACGGCUGGCGGCGCUGAGCCAGCCGCUGGCAGAAGCCAAGAGCCGGUUGGAGCAAGGGCUGUCGGAGGCGGCUGCCGCCGCUGUCGGGGCGGGCACGUUGCUGGGCGCAGCGGCCGCGGCGGGCGGGGGCAGCGGGAGUAGUGCUGGGGAUGAAGCAGGCGCCGCACUGUCGGGAGUGCUUCGUGGCUUGCUGGCCAUGCCCGAGGCGGGUCUUUUCGCGGAGAUCAACGGUCUGGGUGAGGAGGAUGUACUCGCGUACUUCCUGCUGGUGUGCCGGAGAGCGGUGGCGGUGCAAGCUGAGGGCUGGCGGGUAGAGCUGCUGAUGUAGUGAUGCCGCUGUGGGUCCUGGUACGCCACCAUGGUUGAGGGGCAACCAGCCGUUGAAAUUGCGGACCCUGUGGUUGAUCCAAUGACAAAGCAGCGGUGGUCAUGGUUUCAUUGUUUCAUUGCAGAAAGUAGGGUACGUUGCUGUUGCGCCCACAGCGGUUGCUGAACGCCUUUCUGUCCGUUUUCGC
Chlamydomonas reinhardtii is the source of this 1404-nucleotide messenger RNA. RefSeq lists its product as uncharacterized. The record is from RefSeq and is a predicted model, not a curated record. The transcript is spliced from 4 exons. NCBI's taxonomy places the organism in Eukaryota, Viridiplantae, Chlorophyta, Chlorophyceae, Chlamydomonadales, Chlamydomonadaceae. The coding region runs from base 327 to 1217 and encodes 296 amino acids. Gene Ontology annotation, molecular function: nucleic acid binding; hydrolase activity, acting on acid anhydrides, in phosphorus-containing anhydrides; zinc ion binding.